Messenger RNA from Cryptococcus amylolentus CBS 6039, 1461 nucleotides. RefSeq lists its product as hypothetical. The record is from RefSeq and is a predicted model, not a curated record. Lineage: Eukaryota; Fungi; Basidiomycota; Tremellomycetes; Tremellales; Cryptococcaceae. The transcript is spliced from 4 exons. Bases 1 to 1461 code for a protein of 486 amino acids.
AUGAUUGUUGACAAAAGAGAACGCGUACGAGUAUCAGUACGGUGCAGCGCGUACAAAGCGCGUACUACCGCGCCGAUUGAGUCCGACUCAACUUUGGAGUCUUCUAUAUGCCGCAAGGGCAAACCAAUACACCUCAACCUCACCGAUUUGGGCAGGCCGAAGUCGGUCAAGAAGCCAGUACAAAAGGCCGGCGCCAUCGACAAGUUCCUCCAGCCUAUCCCUCCUCGUCCUCGCACGGAUGCAGGCCACCAGCGCAUGGAGGACAGUGAUAAAGAGGAGGACAGUUCUGAUCGUAUUAUUGCCUUGCAUGAGGACCAGGACCAAGCAUUUGUCCAGUCGUAUGAGCGGUUCACCCGCCAAAUGUUGCGCAACCGCAACGACGACGAGGAGGAUGGGGGAGCGGAGAGUGAUGUCGAAGGGGAGACCGUCGUCGCGAAAGGGAUGAGUGAGGAGGAGUACGACCAGAAGGUCCUCCGCCCUCAGCUCGCAACUCUAGAUGAGAUGCAGGACCUCUUGGACACAGGCUAUCGGGAAGGCAAUCAGAAGGAGGGGACACGGUGGGGUCGUGUGGAGACAGCGGAUUCCAAGUGGUCCAAAGCGAACAUGGAGAGGCAGAACGUCACCAGUGAGCCUCCCAUCUCGCCUCGCCAUCUCAGUACAGAGCAUCGCAAGAACAAAGACGCGCGGAAGGACAGGAAUGUCCACGUUCCCGGGGGGCUCAGUGCUUUCGUUGGCGCGGCGCCUCCUGCCCCUGUACCCCAGAAGAAGCGAGGAAGGCCCCCUAAGGCUAAAGGACCGAGCGAGGCUGAGCCAGUGCCCAAGAAGAAGCGUGGACGGCCUCGCAAGAAUCCCAUUCGAGAAGACCCCUCGCUCUCGGUGCCCUCUGCUGCUUCCUCCUCCGCGCUUGGCGUUCCAUCCAGCUCUCUCGCCCCCUCGUCUCCAUCCCAGCCUGUCUCCACGUCUCCCCACCCCACAUCACAUGACGUUGCGUCGCCGCUUGACCCCAAUCUUGAGCAAGGCAGUGACUCCAAAGAGGGGUUACCAGGCUUCGAGUACGAGGGCAGAGGCUUGGAGUACGUGGUUGGGGAUGACUUCGAGGACGAUCUUUUCGAAGGCGAUGAUCUUAAUGAGAACCGCGAGGAGGUGCCAGAGAAGAACCCUCGCAUCAGGAGGCCUCUAGCCGAGCUUGUCAAGGAAAUUGACGAGAUCUACGAGCAGCGGGUCAUCGCAGACAAGGUCCAGCCGCGCUUGACGUCUGAGCAUAAACAAGCGUACGUUCAGCUCAAGUACAUGCCCGGGUUUAUGAGGACGUUGAAGAUUGGGCGAUUGGCUGCAAGCCAUCUUGUCGCAGAAGGGAGCAUGGAGGGGGACGACAGUAGCGUCUGUGAGGCCCGUCGAAUCCGCGCCCACCUGGCUGACUACGAGCGCUUGGGCCACCUAGAGUUGGUGCAGGGUUCUUGA